This is a messenger RNA of Sodiomyces alkalinus F11, 715 nucleotides long. RefSeq lists its product as hypothetical. The record is from RefSeq and is a predicted model, not a curated record. Bases 1 to 651 code for a protein of 216 amino acids. The transcript has 8 exons. Lineage: Eukaryota; Fungi; Ascomycota; Sordariomycetes; Glomerellales; Plectosphaerellaceae.
AUGAAUAUGCGCGUCAUUGCCUUAGCUUCGAAUGAGCUGCAACACGAAGCUAAGUCGUGCAGUCGUAUGAAGUCGGAAAGAUUGGGAUCGUCCCGGGAGGGUGCCGAUCGUGAGAUCCCUCUCGAACCCCCCCUGCAAGCCUCCGCAUGCCUUGGGUCUUGGAAGAUGUUCACUGGCAAUGUAUUUUUGGUUAGCGCCGUUCUCGAGAUCGUGUUCUUUGUCGUUCUCUGUGGGUCAAAGCUGGGGAACAACAUGGAGGAGAGCGAGGAUCAUUUUCUGAAUGGCGCUGUAAAACGGCUGGAAAUCCAUGAGCGUUUCAUCGAGUUUGGCGGUACAGUACCCCAACCCCACCAAGGCCCACCUUUUGCUCGCCUCGGCAUCACUCUCACCUCUCACCGCCCACAGCUGAAUGUGCACCAUGGGGCUCAGCCUUUCUUAGCUUCGAGCGCUCGGACUUCGAGCGAGUUCUUGCAUCUUUUCCUGUUCCCUCCCCAACGACCCAACCAGCUUUUCUAUAUAACAGCACUUCUGCAUGCCCCUUCCCAUUCUCCCUUGAUCUACGACUUCUUGUCGUCCAGUCUGCCGGCCCCAAUCGUCAAGAAGCGAAGGUUCAGGAGCUUCUGCCAGAAGCGCACAGAGAAGGAGGAAUAAGGAGGAAUAAGGGGGAAAACAAAAAGACGCCCCGGCAGAACGAAACUUCUUGAAAAGUGCCCCC